Messenger RNA from Gekko japonicus, 1962 nucleotides. It is a transcript of the gene TCF7L2, whose product is annotated as transcription factor 7-like 2 (T-cell specific, HMG-box). Gene Ontology annotation, molecular function: RNA polymerase II cis-regulatory region sequence-specific DNA binding; DNA-binding transcription factor activity, RNA polymerase II-specific. The record is from RefSeq and is a predicted model, not a curated record. Gene Ontology annotation, cellular component: beta-catenin-TCF complex; catenin-TCF7L2 complex. The transcript has 14 exons. Gene Ontology annotation, biological process: canonical Wnt signaling pathway; regulation of transcription by RNA polymerase II. NCBI's taxonomy places the organism in Eukaryota, Metazoa, Chordata, Lepidosauria, Squamata, Gekkonidae. Bases 84 to 1922 code for a protein of 612 amino acids.
UCCUCCCCCUUUAUUUUCUUUUUUCUUUCCCUCCCCUUUUUCUUCUUGCAAAAUUGCUGCUGGUGGGAUAAGCCAGGAAGAAAAUGCCGCAACUAAAUGGCGGUGGAGGGGACGAUUUGGGGGCGAAUGACGAACUGAUCUCUUUUAAAGACGAAGGGGAGCAAGAAGAGAAGAUCUCGGAGAACUCCUCGGCAGAGAGGGAUUUAGCCGAUGUCAAGUCGUCUCUAGUCAAUGAAUCAGAAACGAAUCAAAACAGCUCCUCAGACUCGGAGGCGGAGAGGCGGCCUCCGCCUAGGUCCGAAAGUUUCAGAGAUAAAUCCAGAGAAAGUUUAGAGGAAGCUGCGAAAAGGCAAGAUGGAGGGCUGUUUAAGGGCCCACCGUACCCUGGGUAUCCCUUUAUAAUGAUCCCCGACCUGACCGGCCCAUACCUCCCCAAUGGCUCACUCUCGCCCACGGCAAGAACGUACCUCCAGAUGAAAUGGCCACUGCUUGAUGUUCAGGCAGGGAGCCUACAGAGUAGGCAAGCCCUCAAGGAUGCUAGGUCUCCAUCUCCAGCACAUAUUGUUUCUAACAAAGUCCCAGUUGUGCAGCACCCACACCAUGUACAUCCUCUUACGCCGCUUAUUACAUACAGCAAUGAACACUUCACACCAGGCAAUCCUCCUCCACAUUUACCAGCCGACGUAGAUCCGAAAACAGGAAUUCCACGGCCUCCGCACCCUCCAGAUAUAUCUCCUUAUUAUCCGCUAUCACCGGGCACUGUAGGGCAAAUCCCCCAUCCGCUAGGAUGGUUAGUACCACAGCAAGGUCAACCAGUCUAUCCAAUCACAACAGGGGGGUUUCGGCAUCCCUACCCAACCGCUCUGACUGUCAAUGCAUCUAUGUCAAGCUUUCUCUCCUCUAGGUUCCCUCCACAUAUGGUCCCUCCACAUCAUAGUUUACAUACAACUGGGAUCCCUCAUCCAGCCAUAGUCACCCCAACAGUCAAACAAGAAUCUUCCCAGAAUGACGUUGGCUCACUCCACAGCUCAAAACAUCAAGACUCCAAAAAAGAAGAGGAGAAAAAGAAGCCACACAUAAAGAAACCUCUCAAUGCAUUUAUGUUGUAUAUGAAGGAAAUGAGAGCAAAAGUUGUAGCAGAAUGCACAUUGAAAGAGAGCGCAGCCAUCAAUCAAAUCCUUGGUCGGAGGUGGCAUGCAUUAUCAAGAGAAGAACAAGCAAAAUAUUAUGAACUAGCCAGAAAGGAACGACAGCUCCACAUGCAACUUUACCCCGGCUGGUCCGCACGGGAUAACUAUGUAGGUGGCUAUGGCAAGAAGAAGAAGAGGAAAAGGGACAAACAGCCAGGAGAGACCAAUGAACACAGCGAAUGUUUCCUAAAUCCUUGCCUUUCACUUCCUCCGAUUACAGACCUGAGCGCUCCUAAGAAAUGCCGAGCGCGCUUUGGCCUUGAUCAACAGAAUAACUGGUGCGGUCCCUGCAGGAGAAAAAAAAAGUGCGUUCGCUACAUACAAGGUGAAGGCAGCUGCGUCAGCCCACCCUCUUCAGAUGGAAGCCUACUAGACUCUCCUCCGUCUUCUCCUAAUAUGCUAGCCUCCCCCACAAGAGACUCAAAACCACAGACUGAACAAACCCAACCUCUCUCACUCUCAUUGAAACCCGACUCACUGGUGCACCUCUCAAUGAUGCCGCCCCCACCGUCCUCCAUAGUCCUGACGGAAAACUCCACUAGCAAAUCCAGCAGUCUGCCUGCUAGUACUUGUCAGAACGGGGGAUUAGACCAUCAGUCUGCCACUUUACAGCAGUCAGCAGCAUCCUCUUCUUUGUUAGUGCAACCAUCAACAUCCUCCUUGCAUUCCCAUAAUUCUUUGGCUGGGACACAGCCACAGCCACUGUCACUUGUAACCAAGUCUUUAGAAUAGCUUUAGCCUCUUGUAGCCCUUUUAUUAAUUUUUUUCUGUA